CAAAUAAAAAGAUGAAACUUCAAAUUUGAAGUUUUGAAAAGUGAAACUCUAUAUUUGGAGUUUCACUCUUCAAAACUUCAAAUUUGAAAUUUUGAAGAUUCUUUUUGGAGAGCAAAAAACUCUAUAUUUAGAAUUAUAGAGUUUUUUUUGGAGAUGUUCUAAGCACGGUCUGUUCAGUAAAGUUGUUUUUGUUGAGAAACUAUACAUGUAAAGUUGGAUUCUCAUUACCGGAUGCAAGGGAAUGAUCUAUCGAUGGAAUCCUAUCUCAAAAGUUUUCAACCAUGGCUCUAUAGUUCCUCUCCUAUAGGCUAUAUAGUCUCUGUUGUAGGUUUGUAGCAUCCCUCUUGCUCCUUUUAACUUUUAUCUUGUUCUCACAAACAAUUCCCGCUGAACAGCUUAUUUUUUGGAUUUUGUAAUAUCAACCAGAAUAGAAACUAGAAGAUAAAGUUCAAACAGUAUAGGAUUUAUAUAAAUUUAAUUUGAACAAAUAACUAAAGAUAAAUUCUCUACGAUAACACUAAAAAUGUUUUUAUCAUAAAUAUAAGACACAAUAGUCAAAAUAACCAAUGUGUUUUAUUAAAAAAAGAAAAUACGUUUAUAUUUUCAUGAUUAACUAAUCUAGAUUUAAGAAUUAAAUUUGAAGGACGAUAUUUUGGUUGGGGAGAUGCGUUUAAAAAAAAUAUUUAAAAUUUUCAAUAAUAAGUUUAAAAAUAGUUUCGAAAAUAAUUUUUUGAUUUAAAAAUAAAAUAUUGAAAAUAAAUCAAAAGUUCGAAUUGAAAAACGUAUUUUUGAAAAUACAAUUUUUUUAUUUAUUAUUAUUUAUUAAAAUAAUUAUUUAUAUUUAUAUAUUUAUAAAGUUAGAACAAAAUUGUCUUUUAUCUUUUUAGUGAAAUCUUUUUUAGUCACUUUUUUUUUUCUUGUAUGCUAUUUUGGUAAAAAUCUUAUUUAGUGUCUUUUAUGAGAACUGUCCAUAACUAAACAAUGUUGGUAUUCAUAAAUUUCAGGAAAAGCAUAACUCUGAGUCUCUCUAACCUAUCCGACCGUCUAUUAAACACACAUCUUUUUGGUAGAUUCCUUCUGUCCUCCACACAUGACUAGCCAUUAAUUUUUCUCUUAAACUUAGCCAAAAACAAUAUUUUUGUAAUGAUAACUGAACCGCGUAGAUUAGUAUAAUAAAAUGGAAGAUUAUAUAAAACGAAACGUUGGUUUCUAUUACAUGACAGAUCAUAUGCUAAAGUCAACACCUAAAUUUCCUUUAUAUUUUCCCCUAAUCUAGUACUCCCACAAUCGGUGUCUGCUAAAGACAAAAAAGCAACUACCUGGUGGAGCCGAGCACAUGUCCUAAAUCCUAAUUUUUAUUUUACUAUUUUAUACUAAAAUACACCCUAGGAUAUGUGUAACAUAUACGUAAUAUAUACGGUUUAUAAUUAUUGCGUAUAUAUAUAGUUUAACUAUAUAACAUGUUGUACUUUCCUAACACUUUCUUAUCAAAUUUUUAUUCCUCAUGCCCUCGUCUGCUAACGUGUUUGCACCACUUUUCACUUGCCCUAUAUAUAUAUGUGUGUGAUCUCCCUAUCCAUUCAGAUAUUAUAGUAUCGAAAAGAAACUUGAGAGAAAGAAAACGGCUAAGAAACUUAGGCACACACAAAGCACACUACUCUUUGAAAAUGAAUUCCCCCCACGAAAAGGUGGUGCAAGCUAUCCUUUAUGGACAUAGCUGUGCCAAGCGUUUGAAGCUCCGGCUAGAGGAUCCAAUGGCUGAUGACAGAUCGGUUUCAAGCUAUGAUCUUGCUAAAUCCAUCGUCCAUUGUUUUUCCAACGCCAUCUCAAUCUUAUCUGAUCAACCAAAAUCGGAGGAUGAUCAGGUUUCUGAAUUAUCUUCAAUGGAUUCUUCUCCUCCUCUUCCCCACUCCAAGAGAAGAAAGAUUAAUAGUACAAAUUCAACUAAGAACUGGAGGGACGAUUCACCGGAUCCCUACUACGACGGGUUUCUUUGGAGGAAAUACGGCCAAAAGUCUAUAAAAAACUCUAAAUACGAAAGGAGCUACUAUAGAUGUUCUUACAACAUAGAUCAUGACUGUGGAGCAAGAAAGCAUGAACAGCAGAUCAAAGAAAACCCUCCGGUGUACCGAACCACUUACUUUGGCCACCACAUUUGCAAGAUUAACCAUAAUCAUGAUGCUGUUUUCACUGCGGUUGAAGAUCAGGUAGAUGAUGCGGGAAGUUCCCGGAUUAUACGAUUCGGGAAAGAACUUGAUCAGGAGAAGGGAAGUCACUCGACCGGUUUUUCUUUAUCGGCUAAGCAUGAAGAAUCAAUCAUCAAAGAGGAAACCUGCACGGACCAGUACCGUGAGAUAACCGGUGAUGAUAAAGAUUGUCAACAUGUGAUGGAAGAGAAUCAGUCAUCACUAUCAAGUUCUUAUACUCCUCCGUUGUCAUCUGUCAGUGAAACUGACAUGUUUGAUUCAGAUCUGCUAUUGAACAACUUGGACUCGUGGGAUCGUUAUGGUUUGUUUGACUUUGGAGUUCACUAAAAAAAAUUCAGCUAAAGAAUCUCCUUUUACGAGAAAUAAUGAGAACUACGCGUAUGUAUGUUAUUGAAUAGUUUCUAUGAUUUUAUCGAGCAUGAGUAGAAUAUUUGAAGUGGGUUGUUGUAACAAAAUCAUUUGCUAGAGACAAAGUGUAAUACAUAUAUCCACCAAACCAGGAAAUAAAAAUAAAACAAAGUUUAGCCAACUUUGGGGUGUAAUAUCGCCAAGUCAAUGUUAGUUUUUGGCUGACUUGCUCGAUCAAAAGAAACUUCCUUCAUCGUCAUCCUAUAAUUUAUCUUUUUGUUUUUUUCUUUUACUUCUGCAGCCAAAUACGUAAAUGGAAAUUAUACUAGCUGCAUGACCACGUAAUACAAUUUUGAAAAUUAGAUAAAUAACAACUUGACUAAGCAUUAAAAACAAAUUUUUCCUAAGGGAAAAGGUUUGAUGUAAUAUAUAUGAAUUCUCCAUUCCAACGUUAGCAAGUCUUAUCAAAUGUUAUUUUUUUCAGUCCAAAUUUUAUCACUUUUAGAUCUUCAACAGUCAGCUCUUAGCAAAAUCCCCUUUCCUGCUGCGGUUUACAGUCCUAGGAAGGAACGUAAUUCCAGACUUCAUUGAGUCAUUCCUCGACCGGCAAGCCAUGCCUAUAUGACUAUUUCUACUGUAUAAUUUCAAACAACGCCCCAUUUGGUGAACAAUUCGCUCUUUAUGUUGUAUUUUCUUAGAUUUGCGUCUAGCUAUGUUUCUCUCGUUUUCUUAAAAAGGCGUCUAUUGAGUACUGACAACGAACGGAAAUGAGACAUAUGGGGACAUAAAACGUGGAUAUGGUGGAGAUCUUGUUAUCAGUCAAAAGAGAGUCACGUUCACUUCUCUUUCCAACAACUCUUUCCCUACAUUUGUUUGUCCGCACAAAGAAAGUAGCAUUACAAAUCGUAAAUAAUGCAGACCUGGUCUAGAAAUAUAAUACUAUAUAGUUGUUAACUAUGGUACGAUGUGCGCAGAGUUAUACAUAAAUGAACAUAGAGUACUAUAUGUAGGCAAAAAGACUACUCUAAAAAUUUAAUAUUUGUGAGUGAAGCCUUAUAUGGAAUUUUAUUUUGUAUUUGCUAAAUUUGGUUUUGCAGACGCAUUAAAUGUGCAUAAUUAAACUCUAAUUAGUGUUUAAAAAUCUCUUAAGAAUAGGAAAUAAUAAUCCGAAUCGGUGGAUUUUAUUUCUGAACGUCUACAUAGUUUUAGUUAUUGUUGUAAAAAAAAUGUUAUAAUAUUAUCUUUAGGUGUAGAUUUUAUUUAUGAACGUUAUCUAGAAAUUUAGUCAUAGUGCAUGAUAUACUUACACUAUAAAUGCAUUUUAUUAUAAAUCUUUCUUAUAGUAAUUAAUCCUGGGUCAGAGUCGUCCGACUAAUCUCAUGAGUGAAUCAAUCCGAUAGAGAAAGUUUAGCGUACCAAGCUUUCAACUACGCCAAAAACUGGGCUUGACUAGACUACACUGGAACGAUCUUAUUAGACUUGCUCGCAAGAACCAAACAAUACAAUUAAUUACAACCAACUGGAUAGAGCUGAACCUUUAAAGAACGCUAACCAAUAAACUAAUAAAUUUUAAUUUUGAUUUUUUUGCCUAAUUUAGUAUUAAUUUUUGGACCUGAACUUAUAUUUAAUAGUAUGCAUAAUGCAUACACUAAUAUAAAUAUAACAACAAAGUAUUGCAAAUAGUUAAUACUGCGAACUAAUAUGAACAAAAUAUGCAAAAUUCAAAAUACUAGUAUUAUUUAUAAAAUAGAUGGAAUAUUAUAAGAUUUUUUACUCAGGGUUAGCAAAAUAUCAAGACCCAUGUAAGAUUCCACGAUGAGGAGGAUGCAACUUAAUGACGUCGAUGUUUGAACCAACCCAAUGCCGUUAUCCAUGCCGUUAAUAAAAUCAAAAUAGCUGCAAUAAACAGAUUUGAUGAAGAUUCUUUAUUAAAAAAAAGAAACAGAUUAGAAAAAGAAAUAUUUUUUUUAAGAAGAAGAAAUAUUAAAUCUGAGGAUUGUUAUCUAUCUAAUAAAUAAAGUGGUAUGAUCCUCUCGAGUCUUAUAUGUUGAAGUCUAAAAUCUAUAAUUGAGUUUAGAGACUAAUCAAAAAAUAAUAAGUUAUACUUCUCUACUGGUUUUUAGCUCUCUUUUUUUAAUGAAAAUUUAGUUUUAGUUGUUUUGGCUCUUAAACUUUAUUGUAUUAUGUCUCUCACUUUACUCCAAUGAAGUUAUACUUCUCUAUUGAUUUAUAUCUCUUUCUUUUGGACUUUUGUCUUCAAAGAAGUAUAGGAUGAGUAUCCUACCAUAUAUUUUCAAUAGGAAUCUUCUGAAGAAGCUGCCUCUAGUAACCAAAAGAAAAAGAAUUGAAAGCUAAUAAAUAACCUAGACGAAUCGAUCACGUCGUAGUUAUCUCCUGACAAAAUACCUUUUAUAAGUUUGGUUAAAUUUAAUCAUUUUGGAACUGGUUUUGGGUUUUGCAUCAGUAUUUAACUUAAUCACAAACUACGCUGAAAAAUUCUUGUAUAAAUUCUAAUCCUAGUUAAUUAGUUAUGACAUAGGUGCAUAUAUAAUUCGUUUCAAAUUUGUGAUAAUUUAAAAUUUUGAUCAUAAGGAAUGUUUAGACUUUGCUGACUUUUUUUUAAUUUGAACGUCAGUUUGCAUGCUGUAUUGUUGGAAUAUAUAUUUAAGUCGAUGUCAAAAAAAAUGUAGGUAUAAAGUCAUAGUAUUACAAUAAAGUUAUAUUUUCGUCUGGCGACAAAAAAAAAGGGUUAUAUUUUCGUCUUAAUGUACAACUAUAUACCAUACCAUUUAACAUUUUCUUGUCAAGGAAAAAAAAAUCAAAAACUAGA
Messenger RNA from Brassica rapa (field mustard), 5385 nucleotides. Its product is annotated as probable WRKY transcription factor 38. Gene Ontology annotation, molecular function: DNA-binding transcription factor activity; sequence-specific DNA binding. The record is from RefSeq and is a predicted model, not a curated record. Lineage: Eukaryota; Viridiplantae; Streptophyta; Magnoliopsida; Brassicales; Brassicaceae. Gene Ontology annotation, biological process: regulation of DNA-templated transcription.